AUGAAUAAUAUCAAAGGCAGACCUCCUCCUGGUGCUCCUCAGUCGAAUUCCAUCAAUAAUAAUCUUCACCAUAGCCAUCAGAAUAAUGCCCAGGGCAACUCUCCCAGCAUCAACAGCAACAUCAGCAACAACAACACUAAUCGAAGUACGUCGGUAAACAAGGCAUUGGACCUUUCUUCAGCAACAUCUUCGCCUGCUUCCUCAAUCAGCGUUUGCGACUCCACUGCUGCAAAUGCCAAACAGCUCCUAAAUGCCUACAUUUACGAUUUUUUGAUCAAAAGCAGGCUACCUCAAACAGCCAGGAUCUUUGUCAACGAGGCGGAAAUACCCUCUAUUGCCUCGUCUGCAGUUGUCAAGGAUAAGCAAUAUGAAGCACCCACCGAUGGCAGUGGUGGUGGCGUCAGUUCACCCGGUUCACAGCUGAUGCAGUCUCCACUGCAAUUACAGUUUUUCAAAGAUUACAAUUUGCCCCAGAUGUCACUAACGAUGGACUCGCCUCGAAGCUUUCUCUUUGAAUGGUGGCAGAUCUUUUGGGAUAUGUUCCAAGCUAAAAACGGGGGAAGAACCGAUCAAGGCGGUAACAAUACCAGCAACAACAACGGCAAUAAAGCCAACCUUGCCAUGAGGUAUUACCAACUACAACUAUUAAGACAGAGACAACAACAACAGAUGCUAUCAAUGGUUAUUCCUGGCUCGGUUGGGAAUUUCCCUCCCCAGCAACAACAACAACAACAGCAGCAGCAACAGCAGCAACAGAUGGCCAAUCAACAUCCUCAGUUCAAUAUGCAAGCUCAACCUCAGCAGCAAAUGCAGCACCCACAACGACCCCCAUCUCAUGUUCAGCAGCAGCAGCAACAACAUCUACAUGUUCAGCAGCAACAGCAUCCACCUGCUCCUGCUCCUCCUUUUCAUCAACAGCAGCAACAUGCAAUGCACCCUGCACAGCAAGCACAGACACAAUCUCAAUCUCCGAAUCAGAUCCAUCCUGCUCAACCUCAACCUCAAGCUCAGACUCGAAACCAGCCACAGGUGCAACCACAGGGGCAACCUCACUUGCAAGGACAGCCGCAGGGACUUCAACCGCAGUUGCAACCUCAGUUGCAAGCACUGACUCAAGCCCAGUUCCAAGCAGCUCUCAAUCAACAACUCAACCAAAACUCCAUGGUUGUACCUACUUCUGUCCCUCCUCAACAACAGACGCAGCCCGUGGCAACGCCGCAACAACAACAACAGCAACAGCAACAUCCGGGCCAGCCUUUGAGGAAUCCAAAUUUCCCCAACAUGGUACCUUCCAACGGCCAGCAAGCUUUCAUGAAUCAACAAUUCCAGCAACAGGCUGCCAUGAAUCAGAAUGUGCCCAAUGCUCAAAUUGAUCAACAGAGAAUGAUGCUUCUAAUUAAGCAACAGCAGGCGGCUGCUGCUGCACAGAGACAAAUGAGUAUGAAUGCCGACCCUAACCACCCACAGCAACAGCAACAGCAACAGCAACAGCAACAGCCUCCCCCUCCUCCUCCUAAUUCACAGCAGCAGCAGCAGGCAAUGAUGAAUGCCAUGGCUGCGAAUCCUAAUAUUACAUUGCAACAGCAACUUUUCCUACAGCAACAGCAGCAUCAGCAACAGCAACAGCAACAGCAACAGCAGCAACAACAGCAUCAACAGCAGAAUAUGCCAAAGAAUACAUUCCAACAGCAAGCUCAGAAUCAGAUGAAUAGCUUGAGACAACAAGCUGCCGUGGCUGUUCUGCAACAGCAAAUGGCACAAGUACAAGCUCAGGCGCAGGCUCAAGCUCAAGCUCAAGCUCAAGCUCAAGCGCAACAACAACAACAACAACAACAACAACAGUUUCAACAGCAACAUAGUCCACCACCAGGAAGCUCGGCUGCAACUCCCAUGACUCUGGCCCACAACGUUCCUCAAAUGAUGAGAUUGAAUUCCAACCAAGGCGCGCAAAAGAAAAACAUCAAACUCAACGGGAAACCCAACAACGGCAACGCUAGCAACGGCACUAAUUCAAACGGCCCACCUGGUGUGGGCAACGCGUUCAAUGUUCCUGUAAACAUGAACCAGGCCAAUGGCAGGUCUGUGAAUGCCUUGCAAGACUACCAAAACCAGUUGAUGUUGCUCGAGACGCAGAACAAAAAGAGACUAGAGAUUGCACGCAACACCGCGGGGUCCGACACCAAUCUCAUGGCUCUCGGCAUGACGCAAGGGCAACUUCCUUCCCAACAACAACAACAGCAACAGCAAAUGGCUGGUUCUUCGCUGCAGUCUCAACAGCCGACUCCCUCGAUGUUUCAUGCACCUGUGCCAUCGGGUCAGCAGUUUAACCAAAGACCAUCGCCUGCCGGAUCAAUUCAAUCGCCCAUGACCACUACAAAAAGUCCAGCAAUGGGCAACAAGAAGCCUAAAAAGGAAAGCAGCAGCAAUGGCAAGAGGAGCAGAAAACAAAGCGUUAACCUUGCCAAUACUCCGAGCAACAUUGAACCACCAGCACCAGGACCGGCACCUCAACAACAACAACAACAACAACAGCAGCAGCAGCAACAGCAACAACAACGCCGGGGAUCGAAUACUCCCAAUAUUGGCAAGAAGGAUUUCAUACCACUUACUCCUGUUAGCGAGCCAACCGGUGUAGAUGCAAAGAAAAAGAGAAAGAUGAACCUGGUGAAUGAGUCUCCACGGAAGCUGUCUGCUCCCACGCCAACUUCAAUCUCCAACUCUGCCAAAAACAACAAUAGUGGCAUGGCCGACAAGAAACAUCAGCCUCCCAUGAUUAAAGAAGAAUCGAAAGAGUCCAAUAGCUUUGUCAAAAAAGAAGCUGGCGAGGAUGAUUUUGAAAAUUCAUUGAUACCUCCUGCAGCGCCCACUCAAGCCACGUUUGACCACGACUUGCCAUUCCGCUCCAGUGAAGCUACCGCUGGCAUUGCCGGAGGCAACAACAACAACAACAACAGCGACAAUUUCUUCAAUGUGGACAUGUUGUCGGACACGCCGCACAAUCAGCACCACAACCACAGCUCGAGCAACGAUAGCCUUAGUGGAAGGGGUGACGUCAACGUCGGGAACGGCGCUAGUCUAUUUGAAGCGCCCGGCGGAAGCAGCGGUGGGUUUGACGAUUUGGACUUUGACAUUAACCAGUUGUUGGCCGAGGAUGACGUUGGUGGAGACGGAAGUGGAGGAGACGUUGGUGGAUUGGUGGGAUUCAACUGGAAUGUCGAUUCGGCAAUUGGGAAUCAUGAGUGA
Molecule: messenger RNA, 3243 nt
Organism: Lodderomyces beijingensis
Lineage: Eukaryota; Fungi; Ascomycota; Pichiomycetes; Serinales; Debaryomycetaceae
Source: the annotation of a GenBank genome assembly